AGGAUAUUGCUUUUCCAGUUCGAUUUGCUUGGGGUGCAGCUACAGCAACAUAUCAGAUUGAAGAAGGCUGGAAUGCAGAUGGAAAGGGCCCUAAUGUCUGGGACACAUUCACCCAUCAGGGAGGAGAUCGAGUUUUCAGGAACCAGACUGGUGAUGUAGCUUGUGGCAGCUACACUCUGUGGGAGGAAGAUUUGAAAUGUAUCAAACAGCUUGGAUUGACUCAUUAUCGCUUUUCUCUUUCCUGGUCACGUCUGUUACCUGAUGGGACGACAGGUUUCAUCAACCAGAAAGGCAAUUAGAUACAGCAUGUAAACAAGCUGGUCAGAUUGCUAGAAAAUUAUGUUUCUCCCAUGAUGUCCUGCUUCCUGUAUCAGUUUGGCUUACCUCAGUCCUUAGACGAUGAAGGUGGCUGGAGAUCUGAAAUCAUUGAGACCUUUGACAUUCAUGCAAAGUAUUACUUCAGAACAUUUGGAGACUGAGUGAUCACUAUUAAUGAGCCUUAUGUUAUUGCUACAGGUGGCUGUGAAAAAGCUCUGAACUCUCCGAUUGGUAGAAUCUCUCUGAGUUCUGUAGCAGAUCAAAAUGCGACUAAAGGGUACCUGUCCCUUACCUUAGACGGGUUCGUCAGGACAAUAUUUACUGAUGGUGAAUAUCCAGCCGUGAAGCAGGGUUGCUUAUCAUCAAGGCUUCUGGAAUUCACUAAAAGGGAAAAAAAUACAAUCUCGGGUACUGCUGACUUUGAACUGUCUGAGCAAGAAAUGGAUCCUGCUUGGCCUAUUGCAGCUGGGAAUUUAUGGCUCUCUGUUGUACCAUGGAGUUUACACUGACUUCUGUGUUAUAUCAGAGAUACAUAUAAUAACCCUAUAAUUUACAUCACUGAGAAUGGGUUUUCCCAAAGUGACCCUGCUCUACUUGAUGACAGUCAACGAUGGGAGUAUUUCAGGCUGAUUUUACAGAAAAUACUAAAAG
This is a messenger RNA of Apaloderma vittatum (bar-tailed trogon), 969 nucleotides long. RefSeq names its product cytosolic beta-glucosidase-like. NCBI's taxonomy places the organism in Eukaryota, Metazoa, Chordata, Aves, Trogoniformes, Trogonidae. Gene Ontology annotation, molecular function: hydrolase activity, hydrolyzing O-glycosyl compounds. The record is from RefSeq and is a predicted model, not a curated record. Gene Ontology annotation, biological process: carbohydrate metabolic process.